Molecule: messenger RNA, 573 nt
Organism: Soboliphyme baturini
Lineage: Eukaryota; Metazoa; Nematoda; Enoplea; Dioctophymatida; Soboliphymatidae
Source: the annotation of a GenBank genome assembly
AUGCAGGCUAUCAAGUGUGUCGUUGUCGGUGACGGUGCCGUUGGUAAAACAUGCCUGUUAAUUACCUACACAACAAACUCAUUUCCUGGAGAGUACAUUCCAACAGUAUUCGAUAACUAUUCGGCCAAUGUGAUGGUGGAUGGCAAACCGAUCAACUUGGGUCUUUGGGAUACGGCGGGCCAGGAGGACUAUGAUCGACUGAGGCCGCUGUCUUAUCCACAGACAGACGUAUUUCUUAUAUGCUUCUCACUCGUAAAUCCAGCCAGUUUUGAAAACGUCAGAGCAAAGUGGUUCCCAGAAGUUAGUCAUCAUUGCAAAAACACGCCUAUCAUACUUGUGGGCACAAAGCUGGACUUAAGAGAAGACAAAGAGACGCUCGAGAGACUGAGGGAAAGACGAUUAUCUCCCAUCGGGUAUCCGAAUGGAUUGGCGAUGGCAAAGGAGAUAGGUAUUUCGUCAGUUUUAUUCGUUAAUUGCAGUUAUCACUUGUUACGACAAAUUGAACAUUGUCUACUACCGGUGUUUGUUUUUUCAUUUGCUCACUCGUACCAUAUAGCUCAGCGUAUAACUUAA